GUCUGGAUAUAUCGAGUCUUUUCCCUCCUCCGCCUCACUCGGCAGCAGCCAAUACCCACUGGCUGGACUUCUGGACUCAGGAACGAUACGAUACAAACUUCCUUCCUUGCCUACCUACUUAUUCACUUACACUUGACCUCCUUUCCCAUCUUUGGUCCUUUUUGCUUCCUGGACCCAUCUCUUUCCUGUUCGACCAACAUAUCCACCCACGCGUGGCUCAUCGGAGAUGACCCCCCUCUGCUACUGAUCAUAUAUCCCGCCUCGUACCGACAUCCCACCACAUCGAUCGAAUUCACGCCUGUCUUCCCAUCCUGGUGGAGGAAAGCGAAUGCCACAGUGAAUGGAACACGGCAGUCAGGAACCCGUCACUUCACCGCAACCUCUAAACAACGCCCGGCCCAUCAUAUAUCCUUUGUUUCCUCAACCUUUCCUGCCUCUGCCUCUCCCCUCCUCGCCUUUCUUGACGACGCCAGCCAGAAUCGGUCCCACAUGUCUUCCGUCGCCGUGCCCUCGAGCUCACGCCCGUUUCUUCCAUCCCCAACAGACCCUGCCGCCUAUCCGUAUUCUCGCAGCCAUACUCAGCAGCGCGUGGAUGCCCCCAAAUUUCCCCGUGGUUUAGUCGUCCGCGAAACUGGCCUCUACACGGGUGGCCUUCGAACGCCGCCUGCCGAGAACAUGAUGAGCGCCACGUACCACAACCCAGUCUUGUCGAGCACGUACGAGAGCCAUGUUGCCCUGGCGAGACAACCGACUACAUUGGCUCAAGCCGGCCGCGCGGGAGGCAUGCUCUGCGAGGCCGUCGCGAACCCGGCGUUUUCGAGGGCCCAGCAACCGCAGCUUCAUCCGCAGUACCAGCACGCACAUUCCACGCAAACGCUCGCCUCCCUACCGCAACCGCAACCGCACUCGCAACCGAAUUCUUCGUCGUCCAGACCCUCCACGAGACCCACAACCCCCGCGUCUACGGGCACCCUCAGCGUACACUCGGAGGGUACCAUAUCGAGAAAGGAUUCGAUGAUGGUGACACACAGUCUACAGUUGCCUGCGUGUAUCAAUCUUAACGGUGGCAGCUUGGACGAUUUUGCCGCUCUGAUGACAUGCUUCUUCUGGUUCGAGACCAUGGACACGAUACAGAAUGCCGAGCACGUCAGGGAGCGACCGAUUUCCGACCCAAUUCCACCUCUGUCUAAAUAUACCGAUCCCUGCCCCGCGUACAAGCAAUGGGUUAACAAGGUCCUGUCAACUACUCAGGUGACACAGAACGUAGUCCUCUUGGCUUUGCUAUUCGUCUACCGACUGAAGAAAGCGAACCCUAAGGUCCACGGCAACCCAGGCAGCGAGUAUCGGCUCUUGACGGUGGCCCUAAUGCUGGGGAAUAAGUUCCUCGACGAUAAUACUUACACGAACAAGACGUGGGCCGAGGUUUCGUACAUCUCGGUCAAGGAGAUCCACGUCAUGGAGGUGGAAUUCUUGAGCAACAUGAGAUACGGGCUGCUAACGUCCAAGGAGGAGUGGGGGGACUGGCUCACGAAGCUGUCCUGCUUCUACGAGUAUUGCGAGAGGGCCAAGUUGGAGGAGAGACGUCGCCACGCCGCCCCGUCUAUGCCAAUGCGCGUGCCAUCGCCGACGCACGGGAGAUAUACCUCGCCGCUACCAUCGCCCACCAGCAUGCUACCCUCUGCUUACCAGGGCCCACCCUCAUCCCUCGCCGCUGCCUAUUCUCCCAACUCGGCAAUCCAUGCUCAAAACUGGAGCACUUACCAUCUAGCCCCGUCGGUUUCGCCCCUGGCGACCAAACCUAGCCUCGGCCAUCCUUUGGUGCGAAAGCGGAGCCUAGAAGAUCGGGAGUUAGCCGAGCCAGAAGCGAAGAGGCUUCCCCGGCAGCCCUUGAUUGCGCGGGUGUCGUCACGACCAGCACCCUCAGGUCCCGAGCCGGUUCGUCUGCCGGCGCCCCAUCUGACACUCGACACCAGCCAGACUGUUGCUGCUCCGGCCUAUCCACCGACGACAUACGCUACGCAACCGGCGGUAUCGUUGCCCCCCCUGGGACACGGAACCAGAGCGAUGUCAACUGUAUACUCGACCACCGCGACGAGUCGGAUGCCGCAAGGCGCGAUGCUAGCCACCUGCGGGCCGCCGCCACCAUCCUAUGUCAUGGCGGGUAGUUACGGCACGCCGACGAAGAGACACAGCCCGACGAGCCUGGCGCCGUUCGGGUCCUCGCCGCUAGCGGAAGCGUACGGCAUCCACACUCCCAUCUCGAAUUCCCCAUCAGUGUAUCUUCAACAACGAGCCAGUCCCUACAAACCCGUGCGUCGGGUAAACACCCUCCUGAACCCGCCCCCGUCGAUUCCGCUCUCGGAGUACCACCUCGGCUCAAACCAAAUGCAUUACCAGCCUAUCGGUCGGAGGCACGACCUUCGAUCUGGCAUCGUCCCGGAAUUCAUGACGGAAUACGCGAACCCGCGCUCUCAGAAUCAUCUUUACUAAUCGAAAUCCCCCCUG
Molecule: messenger RNA, 2505 nt
Organism: Durotheca rogersii
Lineage: Eukaryota; Fungi; Ascomycota; Sordariomycetes; Xylariales; Xylariaceae
Exons: 3
Coding region: 490-2490 (666 amino acids)
Biological process (GO): regulation of cyclin-dependent protein serine/threonine kinase activity
Cellular component (GO): cyclin-dependent protein kinase holoenzyme complex; nucleus
Molecular function (GO): cyclin-dependent protein serine/threonine kinase regulator activity; protein kinase binding
Source: RefSeq, a predicted model, not a curated record